AUGCCGGUCCCCAGCCGGCAGGUCCCCAUCGGCCGAUCCCAGAGCUGGGAUGCUGCCGGGUGGUACGAGGGCCCCUGGGAGGUGGCCGAGGCCCCGGCGAGGAGCAGCUCCGUGGCGGACGGCGGCACGGCGGGACCGUGGUACGAGCCCCAGGGCGCAGGCGAGCCCUUCCUCUACCGGGAGGCCUUCUUCAACUCUGUGGCUGGCAGCAAGAACCCCGUCGCCGACUUCGCCUUUUACGACAGCAGACAGGCGCUGAUGUCUGGCCGGGGCGCCCUGCUGCCGCGGGAUUACUACGGCGACGCGGCCGCCCGGGUGCCCAAGGAGGCUCGCCACCUGCGGGACCCGGGACUCAGCCGGUCGCUGCCUGGUUACGGCGUGACGGGCGGCAGGCUGACAUGGGAUCAGGUGCAAGGCCGGGUCCCCGCCCUGCAGGAUGCCGGGCACCUGUACCGGGACCCCGCGGGUAAAGGGGUGGCUCAGGGGCAGCGGACGCAGAGCCGGGCCCCGUCGCCCACGCACUGUGCGGGGGAGCUGCUCGAUGGCAGGUUCUCGGCCCAGGCCCCCGCCUACCCCGCCAGCCAGAUCUACAACGACGUCGCCGAGAGGCCUGUGGAUUCCGCCCUCUCCAGGCAGGCGGCCCCCACCUGCUUGGUCGUGGACCCCAGCACGGCCGCGGCGCCGGACGGCGGCCCAGGGGUGGCUCCGGGAGCCCUGAACCGAGGCUACGGGCCUGCCCGGGAAAGCGUCUCCGGGCUGGUUUACGAGAACUGCGAGGCGGUCCUGCCAUCCUUCCAGGGCCCCGGCGGCAGGAGGAGCACGCUGCCUGAGUUCCUGGCCCUCCUGCGGGCCGAGGGGGUGGCGGAGGCCACCCUGGUGGCCCUGCUGCAGCAGGGCUUUGACUCUCCGGCCGUCCUGGCCACCAUGGAGGACGCGGACAUCAAGUGCGUCGCGCCCAACUUGGGCCAGGCCCGCGUGCUGAGCCGCCUGGCCGCCGGCUGCAGGACCGAGAUGCACCUGCGGAGGCAGGGCCGGGUGGGCCCCCUCCCCCGGGUGCGCUCCAGCAGCUUCAGCCACCGAAGCGAGCUCCACGGGGACUUGUCUUCUGUGGGCGCCGUGGCCUCGCAGCCCCAGCCCGUGGGUCCCCUGCAGGCGGCAUCCCCCCGAGCAGGAGACCCGGCCCGCCGCCCCUCCAGCGCGCCAUCAUCCCAGCACCUCCUGGAGACGGCGGCCACCUACUCUGCCCCCGGGGUGGGCGCCCAAGCGCCCCCCUUUCCCUCCAACUCUGGGUACGGCUCACCCACCCCCUGCGCCCUGACAGCACGGCCGGGCCCCACGUGCCCCCCACAGGCCGGGGUGGCCUUAACUUACCCGGGCCCGGCCCCUCCCCUUCACCCAGGCCCCAGAACGGCCUACUCCACGGCAUACACGGUGCCCAUGGAGCUGCUCAAGAGGGAACGCACUGGGGCCGCGUCUCCCCUGCCCACCCCCCAUGGCAGCCCCCAGCUCUUGAGGAAGCCCGGUGUCCCCGUGGAACCGUCCACCCUGCCGCCGGCCGGCCAGAGCCUCCACACGCCUCACUCGCCCUACCAGAAGGUGGCCCGGCGGACGGGCGCCCCCAUCAUCGUCUCCACCAUGCUCGCUCCAGAACCAAGUAAUGAACCCACCCCUGCCCUUCCUCGUGGGACGGUAUUAAACGAAGCUGUUGGCGCCAUGAUGUACCACACCAUCACCCUCACCAGGGAGGACCUGGAGAAGUUCAAGGCCCUGAGGGUAAUCGUGCGGAUAGGCAGCGGCUACGACAACGUUGACAUCAAGGCUGCCGGUGAGCUCGGGAUCGCCGUGUGCAACAUCCCGUCCGCGGCGGUGGAAGAGACGGCCGACUCGACCAUCUGCCACAUCCUCAACCUGUACCGGAGGAACACGUGGCUGUACCAGGCGCUGCGGGAAGGCACGCGGGUCCAGAGCGUCGAGCAGAUCCGGGAGGUCGCCUCGGGAGCAGCCCGCAUCCGCGGGGAGACGCUGGGCCUCAUCGGCUUCGGUCGCACGGGGCAGGCGGUUGCUGUUCGAGCCAAGGCCUUCGGAUUCAGCGUCCUAUUUUAUGACCCCUACUUGCAGGAUGGGAUAGAGCGGUCCCUGGGCGUACAGAGGGUCUACACCCUGCAGGACUUACUGUACCAGAGCGACUGUGUCUCCUUGCACUGUAAUCUCAACGAACAUAACCACCACCUCAUCAAUGACUUUACUAUAAAGCAGAUGAGGCAAGGAGCUUUCCUAGUGAACGCGGCCCGCGGCGGGCUGGUGGACGAGAAGGCCUUAGCGCAAGCCCUCAAGGAAGGCAGGAUACGAGGGGCAGCCCUCGACGUGCACGAAUCGGAGCCUUUCAGCUUUGCUCAGGGUCCCUUGAAAGAUGCACCGAAUCUCAUUUGUACGCCCCACACAGCUUGGUAUAGUGAGCAAGCCUCACUGGAGAUGCGGGAGGCCGCCGCCACCGAGAUCCGCCGGGCCAUCACAGGUCGCAUCCCCGAAAGCUUAAGAAACUGUGUGAACAAGGAAUUCUUCGUCACAACAGCUCCCUGGUCAGUAAUAGAUCAGCAAGCCAUUCAUCCGGAGCUCAACGGCGCCACAUACAGAUACCCGCCAGGCAUCGUGGGCGUGGCUCCCGGAGGACUUCCUGCGGCCAUGGAAGGGAUCAUCCCCGGAGGCAUCCCGGUGACUCACAAUCUCCCCACCGUGGCACACCCUUCCCAAGCUCCCUCUCCCAACCAGCCUACAAAACACGGGGACAAUAGAGAGCACCCCAAUGAGCAAUAG
This is a messenger RNA of Puma concolor (puma), 2814 nucleotides long. The record is from RefSeq and is a predicted model, not a curated record. NCBI's taxonomy places the organism in Eukaryota, Metazoa, Chordata, Mammalia, Carnivora, Felidae.